Molecule: messenger RNA, 6416 nt
Organism: Passer montanus (Eurasian tree sparrow)
Lineage: Eukaryota; Metazoa; Chordata; Aves; Passeriformes; Passeridae
Product: bifunctional heparan sulfate N-deacetylase/N-sulfotransferase 3
Exons: 14
Coding region: 396-3017 (873 amino acids)
Cellular component (GO): Golgi apparatus
Molecular function (GO): heparan sulfate N-sulfotransferase activity; deacetylase activity
Source: RefSeq, a predicted model, not a curated record
GUGGGAGGUGGCGCAGCGGAGCCCCCGCCCGCCCCUCGCCGGCGAGAGCGGCUCCUCCUCCGGGAGGGCGGGCGAGGCUGCCGGGCGGUGCUGCACCCCCGGCGGCAGCCCCGUCGCACCUCCGCGCCCUGGGCGGUUCCGCGCCCGCCGCGCCCCGGCUCUUCUCCCGGAGCAGGCUCUGCGGAGGGCACAGACGGCGGCGGGAUCUGAGGCACCUCGCGGGGACAUGUCGGCGGAGCGCGCCUGGAGAUUAUACCUUCUGUAAAGCUCUGUGGAAGAUAGAUGUGUGUGCUGCAAUGGUGACAUAAAUAUUUCAGAGGACUGGAACAAGUUGUUGAGAAUCUGUGUUUGUUUUUGAUGCUGCUGUUGAGAGCUAUCUAAGGCAAGUAAACACCAUGAGUUUUAUCCUGAAACUUCACAGACAUUUUCAAAGAACAGUAAUUUUGCUGGCCACUUUUUGUAUGGUGAGCAUAGUUAUUUCUGCCUACUACUUGUAUAAUGGCUACAAACAGGAAAAUGAACUUCCUGAAACCUCUUCUGAAGUGGAAUGUGGAGAUCCUCAACUGUUGCCAUACAAGCUGAUGGAGAUGAAGACCACGAAGCCUGUUGAUCCCCUGAGGACAGACCUUGUAGUGCUGGUGUUUGUGGAAAGCCAGUACUCAACUUUAGGCCAAGAUAUAGUAACCAUUCUGGAAUCUAGCAGGUUUCAGUUCCACAUUGAGAUUGCAUCUGGGAAAGGUGACCUCCCAGUGCUUAUAGACAAAAACAAAGGCAAAUAUGCUCUCAUAGUGUAUGAAAAUAUUCUUAAAUACGUGCAUAUGGACUCUUGGAACAGAGGCCUUCUAGAUAAGUACUGUGUAGAAUAUGGUGUAGGUGUGAUCGGAUUUCACAAAGGCAAUGAGAACAGCUUGCAGAGCUUUCAGUUGAAGGGUUUUGCUUUCCAUGUCCACAGCAAUCUGGGUAUUAAGGACUGUUGCAUUAACCCUCAUUCCCCACUGCUCCAUGUGACUAGACCUUCUAAGCUUGAGAAAGGGCCCUUGCUUGGAAAUGACUGGGCUGUUUUCCAAAUUAAUCACACAACUUAUCAACCAGUGGUAUUUGCAAAAGUAAAGACACCAGAAAACCUUUCUCCACCUGCUGCUAUGAGUGCUCUCUAUGCCACGGUAAUUCAUGACUUGGGGCUCCACGAUGGGAUUCAACGAGUUCUUUUUGGCAAUAACUUGAAUUUUUGGCUGCACAAGCUGAUUUUCAUAGAUGCCAUCUCUUUCCUGUCUGGAAAGAAGCUCACACUGUCCUUGGAUAGGUACAUUCUGGUUGACAUAGAUGAUAUCUUCGUUGGGAAGGAUGGAACAAGGAUGAACACCAACGAUGUACAGGCUCUGCUUGAUACUCAGAAUGUUUUGAGAGCCCAGAUUACAAAUUUUACUUUUAACCUGGGAUUUUCAGGAAAAUUUUAUCACACAGGGACUGAGGAGGAGGAUGAGGGUGAUGACCUGCUGCUGAGAUCUGUGGAUGAGUUCUGGUGGUUUCCCCACAUGUGGAGUCACAUGCAGCCACACCUCUUCCACAAUGAGUCCUCACUGGUGGAGCAGAUGAUCCUCAACAAAAAAUUUGCCUUAGAACAUGGUAUUCCAACUGACUUGGGAUAUGCAGUGGCUCCACACCACUCAGGAGUCUAUCCAGUACACGUUCAACUUUAUGAUGCCUGGAAAAAGGUCUGGAACAUCAGAGUAACCAGCACAGAAGAAUACCCACAUCUGAAACCUGCAAGGUAUAGACGAGGCUUCAUCCACAAAAAUAUCAUGGUGCUUCCUAGGCAAACUUGUGGCUUGUUCACGCACACCAUUUUCUAUAAAGAGUAUCCUGGAGGUCCAAAGGAAUUAGACAAAAGUAUUCAAGGAGGGGAGUUGUUCUUCACAGUGGUUCUCAAUCCAAUCAGCAUCUUCAUGACACACUUGUCCAAUUACGGGAACGACCGCCUGGGCUUGUACACCUUUGUGAAUCUGGCCAACUUCGUGCACACCUGGACAAACCUGAAACUGCAAACCCUUCCCCCCAUCCAGCUGGCUCACAAGUAUUUUGAGCUAUUCCCUGAGCAGAAGGACCCUCUCUGGCAGAACCCCUGUGAUGACAAACGGCACAAAGACAUCUGGUCUAAGGAAAAAACCUGUGACCGGUUACCAAAAUUCUUGGUUGUAGGACCCCAGAAAACUGGUACUACAGCCUUGUAUUUGUUCCUGAUCAUGCAUCCUUCCAUCAUUAGUAACUCCCCCAGCCCAAAAACCUUUGAGGAGGUACAGUUCUUUAAUAGAAAUAACUACCACAGGGGGAUUGAUUGGUACAUGGAUUUCUUUCCAACUCCUUCUAAUGUCACCACUGACUUCCUCUUUGAGAAAAGUGCCAACUAUUUUCAUUCUGAGGAAGCUCCCAAGAGAGCUGCUUCCCUUAUCCCCAAGGCCAAAAUCAUCACCAUCCUCAUCGACCCGUCCGACCGUGCGUACUCCUGGUACCAGCAUCAGCGAUCCCACGAAGACCCCGCAGCUCUGAAAUUCAGCUUCUAUCAGGUGAUCACAGCUGGCCCUCGAGCCCCCUCUGAGCUCAGAGCUCUCCAGAAGAGAUGCUUGGCACCUGGAUGGUAUGCUACCCACAUUGAAAGAUGGCUCACUUACUUCCCACCUUACCAGUUGCUGAUUAUUGAUGGACAGCAGCUGAGAACUGACCCAUCUACUGUCAUGGAUGAAGUACAGAAGUUUCUGGGAGUCUCUCCUCAUUAUAAUUACUCUGAAGCCCUAACGUUUGAUUCUCAUAAAGGGUUCUGGUGUCAGCUCUUAGAAGAAGGCAAAACCAAGUGUCUUGGAAAGAGCAAAGGCAGGAAAUACCCUCCAAUGGAUUCUGAGUGCAGGGCCUUUCUGUCGAGCUACUACAGAGAUCACAAUGUGGAACUGUCAAAACUCCUCCACAAACUGGGACAACCCCUGCCAUCGUGGCUGAGACAGGAGCUACAGAAAGUGAGAUAGCAUUGGAAAAGAGCUUUUUGAAAUCUCCUUCCACACUUCAGUUUUCAUACCUGAACUUUCCUGCAGCUACCAGAAGGUCUUGUAAAAUAUACCUCUUCAAAAAAGUGUAAAGGAUAGAAAUUAUUUCCAUGUGCUGGCAUGUGGAUUGUAAAAAUACGUGUGUUCCUUAGAGCUCUGGUGGGCCAAAUCUUCAUCAUGAACAUUUCUGGGCCUGUGGACUUGUGGACUACUGUGCACAUAUGUGGAAGUUAUUUACAACUGGUAUAAGCGUCAGAGAUACAUGACCUGUCCAAUUUCACGGUAAAUAUUGCCAUUUUUAUGUAUCAGUUUUAAAGUAUUGUGUCUCAUGUAGGUUUUGUAGCCCUUUGUUGGACCACUGGCAGUUUUUCUUAGGAUUCAAUUAUUGUGUUGCGUAGGAUAAGAUAAUGAAAUGUAGCAUAAAAUGCCCAGAGUACUUCUGCCUUUGGAAUCAGCUUGCUAAUGCCCAAAGUGUGUGCAAACACUGGGGAGCAGUACAGUUAUCACGUAUCAUUUAGCUCUGUAUGGCAACAAAUGCACCCAGCAACAUCUGCAAUCCACAGGUGUAGAAAGAAAAUCACAAACAAGCCAAAACAAAACCUGAUUAUAUCUGGUAACAACAAAUCCUCACAGUGCAGGAAGGGCCUUUGCCUGGAGUUAAUGUGUCUGAUUCUGUAGUGACUGAGAUGUGUUAUCUGAGCAGAAAUUUGAUUGGAUAUGUGAAACACACAAGUUGCAGUAUUAGACUUAAGCAGUUGUGACCCAAACUGGAGCAGUGCAAGGAAGAGGCUUUCACCCCUGUUCUGUGAGCGGCCAGCUCCGAACACUGCACUCCAGGCUUACAUUGCUCUGAGUCAGCAGUGACUCCACUGAAAUGGACUAAAAACUCCUAAAAAGCAGCAACAGAUCCUUACUUUUAUUGCCUUAAUUUGCACCACUAUUUUUUCCUUAAUUUAUUUGUCUUUAACGUAUGUUUUUUUCCUCCUCAACCUCAUAAAAAUUGUAGCAGCUUUCUGCAACCUUCAGAUAACAUCAGCUGCAAAAAUUACCAGAUUUCCAGAUGAAAAUACCAGUUCUGUUCCCAGACACAUUAAACAUGCUUGAUAUAACCUUAAGAGGUUGUAUCUAAUAGAGGGGACAAAAAUAAAGACGGUGUGUAGUCAUAGUAGAAAAUUACACUCAAAUCAUGGGAAAACACAAACACUGCCCUUGCAGGCAGAUAUUUGUGAUAGUUGUCAUUAAUGCAUCUUUCAAUGCAUCAGUUUAGAUGUGAGAUAAAGUCUAAUCAAUAGAGCUUAGCAGUUGAGGAAGAUCAUUGGAAACUUCAGCUAAGUGUGGCCUUAAUGCUCCUCACAGAACUUUGGCUCUGAGUGUUUCUAAAGGCAUGAAGGGUUGGUGAAAAUUAAAAAGAACCACAGUAUUAAAUGCAAGGCUUUAUACAGGAGCUCUGUAAUGUUUUCAUCAUUUGUUUCAGGGUGAAUAUUUAAAAACAUGCAUCAGAUGGUGGAAAAACUUCCUGUGUCUCAGUGCUGUUUUACAACAUUUAUGUAAUCAUGCAAUUUAACUUUGAAGGUAACGGCAUGGAAACCAGUCUGAUAUUCCCUAAAUAGAAAACAGAUAUUGAGAUCCUUACUGUACCUCUAACUGGUAAUCUUUAUUAUUUAUUGAUUUUGUCUAUGUAAUACGUGGUUUUGAUAGGCCUGUAAAGAAAAAAAUCUAGACAAAUUUGCUGUAUAUAACAAUAUUCUUUACGCAGCACAUUUUUGCUAAGGGAAUAUGCAUGAUUAAGGAUGAGAACCUACUACAGUAGACAUUUUUUCAAGAUGAACAUUUCUAUUAUUUAUUAGAAUGAGAAUUUCAUUUCACUUUAAAUAUUCAGUCAUAUGGAUUUAUCUCAAAAGCUGACUUGUCUUAAAGUACUUAUUUGAUAAAAGAAACACUCUGGAUUCUGAACACCUGUAAAAGCAAAUAUUCUGCAUGCUACAGACUGCUCAUGCUUCCUGCAAGCAUCCAUAUAGAUUUGUUACAGUUAAAUUGAAUAACUGGAGAAAAUAUCUGGGGUUUUCAUCCUGUCAUGAUUGAUUUUACUCUUGAUGCAACCUGGUGUAACAUCAUUCAAAUGUUUUAAAAAUGCAGGGAUUGCACAAAGCCCCUGCUGUGCAUUGCUGCCUCAGUUCUCCAUGUUCUUCAGUGAAACAGUGUUAUAAAAUAGAGAAAAAUAGGAAAAACCUUGGGCACUGUCAAGUGCCUGAUGUUUUCAGUGUGAGAACACAGACUGAGUGCCUCCUACAUGCAGGAGGAAUGGCCUUUCAGCAUCAUUCCCAGUUCAUUCUUUGUUUCAAAGAAUUCCCUCUCUGUCUUCUUGCCCUGGGAAAGCAAGGCCCUGACAGAUUGAGAAUGAGUGGGCAGUCAAGGACAGAGUGGUGACAUUGGUCACAUUGUCCGCUGGGGAAUUUUACAGCCCAUCUGGGGUUACCAUGAGGCACUGGGACAAUAAAUCCUCCACAUGCACGGCCUCAGCUGGAUCAUUAGUUGUUUGUAAAAGGAUGUAUGAAGCCAUGGGGGGUUUUAUUCCAGAACUGUUCUAUUGAAAUGUGUUCUUACAUUGAACAGGAGCCUUUAAAAAGCACUUUUAACAUGCAGCCAGCUUGGUGAAGGAGGAGGAGGCUGAGCACAGCAUGCAGACAGCAGCUGGGUGUGAGUACAGCUGAGUAACCAGGUCAUAGCACACGAGUUACCUGACAAAGUGUGACCUCUUCUGUUCACAGCUCACCUGCAAUCAGGGUUUGAUUUCCAGAAGUACACUGUCAGUAUUAAUACUCUUAAAAAACCAGGUUUGUUACAACAAAUCUGUUUGCUAGUCCAAGUCAGAUGUUUUGUUGUGGCUGCUAACACAGCCGUGGUUCCUGUUCCCCUGGCAGGUGACUGCACAAGCGAUUUCUCUAACAAGUGCUCGAUUUUGUGAGUUUCAUCUUCAUUUUCAUAAACAUGAUUCUGAAAUUUGCUUUACGUGGACAUCAGUGCCAUUAAAAAACCACGUGUGGUUCUGAGCAGAUAAUGACCAUUUGGGGGUGUAAACACGGAGACUGAUCAGAAAUCACCUAAUUAUUUGAGCUAACAUUCCUGAGAAAGAAUGAGUUUGGAUGAUUUGCAGACUAUCUUGUACAGAAUAUCCUUUUUCAUUGCUUAAAAAUGUGAAACUUCCUCAGGAAGAAAUUAAAUAGAUAUUUCAAUGUUUAUAGAUGUAAUACUCUUGUCAUUCACAUUGAAUGAAAAUUGCUGGAAACAUUUUUCUCAGAGUUUUUUUUUUAAUAAAAAAUAGAUAUUCUGAUAGUGGCAUGGUAUUUGAAGUGCAACAAUAAACUCUGAUAAGAAAAUGUA